AGCCUACCUGCCUAUAAGGUAUAUUGUACGCGUAAAAAUUAAUUUGAUUUUUUUUUUACCUUCGCGAACUCGUUUAAAUGUUUAUAAAUAAGCGCACAUUGUAUCUGUAGGUAAGAUUAGAAUCUUAUUCGAGGAAUUUGCCAUCUUACUCGUAAGAGAUCCGAUCGCGCAUAGCAAUGAAACGCUGCUAGGACUUCCGACUUUGAAAAGGAAUUUAAUGGUGUGAAAAUCGACUAGAUGAAAAUGGAAACGGUUCUGAUAAAGGUUCUGACCGAAUAUGGCACGGUAUUAGCAUCAUCUCAUGGAGUAAAAUUAAAAGAUCACGUAUUGUGUUACGCUGGUCCUUUUGCUGCGUUGCCCAAUGUCAUCGAUAAUGGCGGUUCUGUCCCUGUGGAGGUGUUUCAAAAAUAUCGAUUCGAUAUGAUUUCGUCUUCUGUGCCACGAUCCAUGGUAGAUUUCGAAUUCAGAAAAAUCUACUGCGUUGCUACCUACACUUGUGAUUUUAUUCGGGCUACUUUGGAUCACGAUUUGCAAGACUUGUGUUUCGGAACUGAAACUAGUACUAAUAGAUUACCCAAUAAGAAUUUCAGUUUGAUAUUAAUGUUCAGCGUGAAUACUAAAUGUGACAAUGUGACCGAAGUACUGUACGAAUUUCUCGAUUACCUGUCACCUCUGACUCGUAAAAUGAUCGGAAACCCAGUCACCAUAUAUUCCACACCGUUUAGAAAUCUAUUCCUUUUCAACUCUCAGAGUAAUGGAAUCGUCUGCAAUUUAUUCGGAAGAAAUGACUGUUUAUUCCUUACUGAUGCUAAGUUGUCGUCUGGAUGCGAAGGAGCACCAGUUUAUUCAUCACACGGAGAAUUAUUUGGAACUGUGGCCAAUGUUUUCACUUGGUGUAAAGGUGAAUGGAUGGGAUUCACUUUAGCUGUGCAUUUCCACCCGGUUUUAAAAGCUUGGCUCAACAUCGAGGAAAAGAAAUCUGUCACGAGCUUGCGAGAUAUAUCUGUUUUGAGGAAUUGUUUCGUCGAAGAAAUCGAUUCGCUCGGCGUUGUUCUCAUAUCAGGAUCGAAAGGAAUUUGGGGUUCUGGAGUGGUAUUCGAUAUACAUGCAGGUCUUAUUCUAACCUGCUCUCACGUCGUUUCUUUCUCCACUCAGACAAACGUUCUCGUUGAAUACAAACGUAAAAAAUAUUAUAACGCCAAAAUAUUGUACGCCACAGCUGAAAAUUCACCUUAUGAUCUUGCCGUCAUUGAAGUUCCGCCGUCGAAUUUCAAAGAAUGUACUGAAUUCAAAGCACCAUUAACUCAUUCCAACAGAGGUGAACAAGUGUACACGGUGGCAUAUCCUUUGUUUUCAUUUAAAAAUCAAACUAUUCAAGGACCUUCGGUCACAUACGGCCAUAUAGCUAAGGUGUAUCCUCGAUCCAUGAUAAUCGCCGCAUGUGCUUCCAAUUCAGGCUCUAGCGGAGGAGCUUUGAUUAGAAAGAAUGGCGAAUUAAUCGGUAUUAUUUCGAAUAAUCUGAGAGUGCAAGAUUUACUCGUGCCUCAUAUGACUAUUGCGAUUCCGGCUUCGGUUUUUAUUGGGCCGUUGAAAGAUUACAUUAGGACGAAAGAUGUAAAUCAUUUGAGUCGUUUAACUGUGAACGAUGAGUACGCAAGACGUGUUUGGAGAUUGGAAAAUAAAUCCAAAUUGUAAAAAAAUCGAAAUUCUGCUUUGACUAUUAAUAAUUCGAUAGGCAGCAAAUGCCUAUGUUAUAGUUUGCAGUGAAGUUUUGAUAUUUAUGUGUUCAAUGUUACUUUUACUGUUAUUAAGUAAUAUUAAUUACUUUUAAUUUAUUAUUUUUGGAAGUUAAUUUAUUUUUUCAGAAUUCUGUUCUUACCUAAAUUAUUAAGUAUUAUUAUAUUAUUAUAAAGACUUUAUUUCAA
This is a messenger RNA of Planococcus citri (citrus mealybug), 1925 nucleotides long. RefSeq names its product peroxisomal leader peptide-processing protease. Gene Ontology annotation, biological process: regulation of fatty acid beta-oxidation; protein processing. Gene Ontology annotation, cellular component: peroxisome. Gene Ontology annotation, molecular function: serine-type endopeptidase activity. Bases 238 to 1695 code for a protein of 485 amino acids. The transcript is spliced from 9 exons. The record is from RefSeq and is a predicted model, not a curated record. Lineage: Eukaryota; Metazoa; Arthropoda; Insecta; Hemiptera; Pseudococcidae.